Thlaspi arvense is the source of this 1326-nucleotide messenger RNA. The record is from the annotation of a GenBank genome assembly. NCBI's taxonomy places the organism in Eukaryota, Viridiplantae, Streptophyta, Magnoliopsida, Brassicales, Brassicaceae.
AUGCACAAACUCGUAGCUCGUCACUCUGAGGGAAACUACUCAAGCGGAAGGUUUGAGCUCAGGUUGCAAAGUAAUGGAGAUCUUGGGUUUUUCACCAGGAAUGUCCUGUUGGAUGCCAUCAACUCACCUUAUUUGGAAAUCCAAAGCGGUGGCAGUGGCCAUCAAGUGAAGUUUAAUCAGUCUGGCCUCAUCUAUUUCAACGCAAUUAAUGGAAGUGUAUUGGGAUUUUUAUCAAACAAAACUUCAACGAGCCAAUUCUACCAACGGGCGAUUCUUGAAUAUGAUGGGGUUUUUAGGCACUAUGUCUACCCAAAAUCAGCUAACUCAACUGGUGGCGGGCAAAAGAAUUGUACCACUAUCUCCUUUGUGCCACCAAAUAAAUGCACGAGUGUUAUCCAAGAAAUGGGAGCUGAGGCUUGUGGUUUUAAUAGCUACUGCCAGAUUGAAAGUGACGGAAGGCGUCAAUGCUUGUGCCCAUCAGGCUAUAUCUUCUUUGAUCCAGAUGAUGAGAUGGGUGGGUGUAAGCCAAAAUUUUUGGCUCAGAGUUGCGAUACAGAGUCCCAAGAAGCGGAUCAUUUCAACUUUUCUGAAGUGGUUAAUUUGGACUGGCCGUGGUCUGACUACGAGCAUUACGAGUUGGUGAAUGAAGAGUGGUGCAAGGAUGUCUGCUUGAACGAUUGUUUUUGUGCUGUUGCCAUUUUCGGAAAUAAUAACUGCUGGAAGAAGAAGAACCCUCUCUCCAACGGGAGGCUUGAUCCAAGUGUUGAUAGGCAUGCUUUUGUGAAAGUAAGGAACGACAAUUCCACUUUUUCUACGAAACUAGUAGGACCGAAGAAGAAGGAUCAAACCCUUUUAGUUAUUGGAUUAAGCAGCUUAGCCCUUCUCCUCUUCCUUUUACUCCUGUUAAACUUUCUUGGAUUUAAUUGGUUUCGUAAGAGAAAUUUAAAGGUCCUACCGGAAUAUGCAAAUAAAGAAAGCAAGAAAGAUUUGGGAGUUUUCACUUAUAAAGAACUUGAGGAAGCAACUAAUGGAUUCCAGGAGGUAAUAGAGCUUUUGGUGGAGAAUGAUGCAGAAGCUAUGAAUGACAUGAACGGGGUGGAGAAAUUUGUGAUGAUAGCACUAUGGUGCACUCAGGAGGAUCCGUCUUUGAAGCCAACCAUGAAGACUGUCUCACUCAUGCUUGAAGGAGUUUUAGAAGCCCCUGUCCCACCGGAUCCCCCCUCUUUUGUUCGUUCUAAGAGGGGAAGGACUAUGAAGCCAACUCUUGACCCCAGUGAUGAACUUGUGAAGUGCCUAGUCUCAAUCAGUAAGAGAACAGAAAUUUAA